UCUAUUUAUUUACUCUAUUCAAACAAAAUUGCAUAUAGUAUAGAAUUUUAGUCAUCUUGAUAUUUAUUGAAGUGGAUAAAUCUUCAUUUGCGCGAACCAACCAACUACCUCAACAAAUUCUAGAGACUUUAAAAUUGAUGACUAGUGCAAGACUUCCACGUGUCAGUUUAAUAAAGACUGUCACCCGAAAACAGUCACAGCCAGUCACAUGAUAUGCUCUCGCGGCACACUUUCCUGGAAUAUUAAAACCUCACGGCGUGAAACUUCUUUCGCACAUUUUCUAGCUACGGUCGCUUAGCUCCGAUUGGUUCGUCGUCACCAUCACUCGUCUUCAACGAUUUGCUUCUUUUUUUUUUCUCUCUAUUUAGUCCCAUUUUCCUCAAUUUCUAAACCCCUUAUUUCGAAAUCAUUGUUUUGCUCUUUCUUUUGAUUCGAAUUCGACAGAACAGCUCUUUUAAGUUAUUCAUAAACCUUGUGUUUGAGUUUUGGUCCAUCGAGUAUAUGGGUCGUGGCUCAGUAACAUCGCUCGCUCCUGGGUUUCGUUUUCAUCCCACAGACGAAGAACUCGUUCGUUACUAUCUGAAACGAAAGAUCUGCAAUAAACCUUUUAAGUUCGAUGCUAUCUCUGUUACCGAUGUAUACAAAUCUGAGCCUUGGGAUCUCCCAGACAAGUCGAGGCUGAAAAGUAGAGACUUGGAGUGGUACUUCUUCAGUAUGCUUGAUAAGAAGUAUAGAAAUGGAUCAAAGACGAAUCGUGCGACUGAGAUGGGAUAUUGGAAGACUACAGGGAAAGAUCGAGAGAUUCUUAAUGGUUCAAAAGUCGUUGGGAUGAAGAAGACUCUUGUUUAUCACAAAGGUCGAGCUCCUCGUGGCGAAAGAACCAAUUGGGUUAUGCAUGAGUAUCGGUUGGUUGAUCAAGACCUUGAUAAAACUGGUGUUCACCAAGUAAGACUUUGAUCUUUUUGAGUUCCUUGUUGUUUAAUGGGAUUUGUGUUGUUGACUUUGUUGUGGAAUUGUGGGAAGGAUGCGUUUGUGCUUUGUAGGAUUUUUCAGAAGAGUGGCUCCGGACCUAAAAAUGGAGAGCAGUACGGUGCUCCGUUUGUUGAGGAGGAGUGGGAGGAGGAGGAUGAUAUGACAUUUGUACCUGACCAAGAAGAUCUUGGAAGUGAAGAUCAUGUUUAUGUCCAUAUGGAUGACAUUGAUCAGAAGUCUGAAAACUUUGUGGUCUAUGAUGCCAUUCCUAUUCCGUUAAACUUUAUUCACGGGGAGUCGAGCAAUAAUGUUGAAACAAACUACUCAGACUCCAUAAACUAUAUACAACAAACAGGAAACUAUAUGGACUCUGGUGGCUACUUUGAGCAACCAGCAGAAUCUUAUGAGAAAGAUCAGAAGCCUAUCAUCCGUGACCGUGAUGGUAGCCUUCAAAAUGAAGGAAUUGGAUGUGGGGUCCAGGACAAGCACUCGGAAACUUUGCAAUCUUCUGACAACAUCUUUGGGACUGAUACAUCAUGCUACAAUGAUUUUCCAGUUGAGAGCAACUAUUUGAUUGGUGAGGCGUUUCUGGAUCCGAACAGUAAUCUUCUGGAGAAUGAUGGUCUGUACCUGGAAACAAAUGAUCUCAGUAGUACUCAGCAAGAUGGUUUCGACUUUGAAGAUUAUCUUACCUUCUUUGAUGAAACUUUUGAUCCUUCGCAACUGAUGGGAAAUGAAGAUGUUUUUUUCGAUCAAGAAGAGCUCUUUCAAGAGGUUGAGACUAAGGAACUAGAGAAAGAGGAGACUUCAAGAAGCAAACAUGUGGUGGAAGAAAAGGAAAAGGAUGAAGCAUCUUGUUCAAAACAAGUUGAUGCAGAUGCAACAGAGUUUGAGCCAGAUUACAAGUACCCGUUACUAAAGAAGGCAAGCCACAUGUUGGGUGCUAUUCCUGCUCCGCUUGCAAAUGCUUCUGAGUUCCCUACAAAGGAUGCAGCUAUCCGGUUACACGCAGCACAAUCAUCAGGUUCAGUUCAUGUAACCGCAGGUAUGAUCACGAUAUCAGACAGCAACAUGGGCUGGUCAUACGGCAAAAACGAGAACCUUGACUUGAUCCUUUCUUUGGGGUUGGUCCAAGGGAAUACCGCCCCCGAAAAAUCAGGGAAUAGUUCAGCAUGGGCAAUGUUAAUAUUCAUGUGUUUCUGGGUUCUUCUACUCUCAGUUAGUUUCAAAGUGAGCAUUUUGGUCUCUUCCAGGUGAUAGGUAACCCUUUCUUGUUCAAACAAGACUUUUGUGUUUGUACAUUGAUAUAGAUGAACUUGCAGUGUUCAAUGUUUUAUUCUCUAAUAAUAUUGAAUAAACCCCAUAUUCUAUCAUGGUUGACACCCCAAAAAAUCGCAUUUUAUGUCACAAAUACAAAAUAUUGUAUAAGUAUGUUCGAAUCGGGUUCUUAAUUUGAUUUUAGUUUGGAUUCUUUUCUUCUAUUGUUUUAAGUAGAUUAGCUUGUCUGUGGAGGACCACCAAUAUAUGAACGAACUACGGUUAACAG
Messenger RNA from Arabidopsis thaliana (thale cress), 2518 nucleotides. It is a transcript of the gene NAC053, whose product is annotated as NAC domain containing protein 53. The record is from RefSeq and is marked reviewed. Gene Ontology annotation, molecular function: DNA binding. The transcript is spliced from 5 exons. Gene Ontology annotation, cellular component: endoplasmic reticulum membrane; nucleus. Lineage: Eukaryota; Viridiplantae; Streptophyta; Magnoliopsida; Brassicales; Brassicaceae. The coding region runs from base 982 to 2229 and encodes 415 amino acids. Gene Ontology annotation, biological process: regulation of DNA-templated transcription.